AUGGUCCCCCCCCACUUGGCUCCUGAGGUGGGUCCCUUCCCCCUCCUCCCCCCUCAUCCUUCCCCUUCAGUCCUAAAAGGGAGGGCAGGGUCCAGACGCCCUCCCCUGGGAAUUUCAGGUAUGCCCUGUCCCGGGGAGACGCACUUGGCUUCCCAUUUAGACCAAGAUGGUUCGCAUACUUCUGUGAUGAAGGGGCGUGGGGGCAAGGAGCUGGAACUAUCUGUAGAGAGAGCUCGCGUCUCUGCUGUUUGUAAUCCUUGGCUCUGGAUUCCAGGAGGACAGCUUCCCCGCUUGCGUAUGCGUUGA
Molecule: messenger RNA, 306 nt
Organism: Pipistrellus nathusii (Nathusius's pipistrelle)
Lineage: Eukaryota; Metazoa; Chordata; Mammalia; Chiroptera; Vespertilionidae
Source: the annotation of a GenBank genome assembly